Molecule: messenger RNA, 1193 nt
Organism: Purpureocillium takamizusanense
Lineage: Eukaryota; Fungi; Ascomycota; Sordariomycetes; Hypocreales; Ophiocordycipitaceae
Exons: 3
Coding region: 227-1075 (282 amino acids)
Cellular component (GO): intracellular anatomical structure
Molecular function (GO): pyridoxal phosphate binding
Source: RefSeq, a predicted model, not a curated record
CGACUUUUGGACUUCACUCCCAACGUCACACUCGCCCGCUUUCCACAGACACACACACACACAUUCACAUACCACUGACAUACCACUACUACUGCUACUGCUGCUACUGCUGCUACUGCUCCGUGACUCGUCCUCCCACCCCGGGCAUCACCACCGCCGUCGCCGCCGCCACCGCCCGCAAGAACAGCACAGCUCGUCGUCAUCCCGAGCCGAGCCGACGGGAGCCAUGAGCGAGCCGCCUGCCGCGCCGACGACGACGACGACGACGACAUCGACGACGACGGCCGCCGCCCACGAGAUGCGCGUCGACCCCGCCAGAGCUCAGGCUCUCGCCAGCCAGCUCGCGGCCGUCAAGGACCGCCUCGCCGCCCUGGCCGGCGGCCGCAAUGUCCGCCUCGUCGCCGUGUCCAAGCUCAAGCCCGCCAACGACAUCCUCGCCCUGCACCAGGAUCCCGCCCGCCACGCCCACUUUGGCGAGAACUACGCCCAGGAGCUGAGCCAAAAGGCCGAUCUGCUGCCGCGCUCCAUUCAGUGGCACUUUAUCGGCGGCCUGCAGUCUGGCCACUGCAAAACCCUCGCCAAAAUCCCCAACCUCUUCUGCGUCUCCAGCGUCGACACCCUCAAAAAGGCCCGCCUCCUCUCCUCGGCCCGCGCCGCCCUCCUCGCCGCCGACCCCUCCCUCCCCAAGCUGUCCGUCCACGUCCAGGUCAACACCUCGGGCGAGGACGCCAAGUCGGGCUGCGCCCCCGGCCCCGACACCGUCGCCCUCUGCCGCGAGAUCCUCGAGCACUGCGGGCCCGGCCUCCACCUCCUCGGCCUCAUGACCAUUGGCGCCAUCGCCCGCAGCAGGGCCACCACCGCCGACGCCGCCGAAAACGAGGACUUUGUCGCCCUCCGCGAGCAGCGCGACCUCGUCGCCAGGGAGCUCGGCCUCGCCCCGGACAGGCUCGAGCUCAGCAUGGGCAUGAGCGAGGACUACGAGGGCGCCAUCGCCAUGGGCAGCGGCGAGGUGAGGGUCGGCAGCACCAUCUUUGGCCAGAGGCCGGCAAAGGCCGACGCCAAGAUCAAGGACUGAAUGAUGAAACGAAGGGCAAAGAACCUAAUAAUGUAUAUGAUAGAUUUCAUCCAAAUGUAUUAAGCGCCUGUCCGGCUCGGACUGGUCCUGGACCACGUUGACUGCAGCUAUUCUGCGG